Molecule: messenger RNA, 1551 nt
Organism: Ambispora leptoticha
Lineage: Eukaryota; Fungi; Glomeromycota; Glomeromycetes; Archaeosporales; Ambisporaceae
Source: the annotation of a GenBank genome assembly
AUGGCUUCCACAAAUAUUGGCGAAUUAAGAACUGUUCGAAAUAUUAUCCUCGACCCUGAUUUAACAGUUCAGCAACAUAUUGAUACAAUUAACAAAUAUUCUGCCGAUUCAUACACUAGAGCUCUUCAUUCAUUGACAGAUUAUAAUGUCGCCAUAUCCGCAGCAACCAAAGCUCGAAUGGUCGUGGCAUUAUGGGCAACGAAAAAUUUCAAAGAAGUCGAUGCAAUAGUUCCAAACCUACUUCCGGCUGAAAUGUUUAAACUUUGUCAAAUUCUCGAUGCACCAAGAAAAGCUCGACAACUACAAAAGAAACUCGACCUUUUCCAAGCUCACAAUUACAACUUAAGGGCAACAAAGAAAAGUCGUAUACAAUCAGAAAUUAAUAAUUACAAACAAGAUAUGCAUCCGUGCUCUUUGACAAGUUCAUUUCAGAAAAGAGUCAAAAAAUGGGUUGGUUCUUUUACGACAGAAAAAUUGGAUUUCUUUAUAUUGAGUUUCGCAAAAGAUCCUUGGAAGGAAUUGGCGGAUCUCGCUCAUUUAAAAGCCUCCGAUUUUCAAGCGCCCUAUUUCCUUCCAAUUAUUUAUGGAGGCGAAAUACCUCCGGAUAGUUCAAUUUCAGCGUAUGUGAAUAUAAAUAGUGAGAAUCUUGAAAAGGUAUUAGCUGAACAUCCUUAUUUGGCUGAAUGCUAUUCUUACAUCCGACAAAAAGUUAAGAGUAAUGAAAUUGAGUUAAAUAACACUCAUAAAAGAAUUCUCGCACAACGUGCACCACUAGAAGAUGUUCUCUGGUAUUACGAAGAACUCGCGUGUUCAGCAGCUGACGAAGAAAUCGCAACUCGAUUAAAUAAUCACGAACCUCUGAUCUCUGUACACGGAAGGUCCAAUUAUUCGAAAUUGAUGGAAAGAAUUCUAACUUUCCGUGAAAUGCAAUCAUGCUUCGCCGACCAAUUGAUCUCUUAUGCUGACGAAAAAUUGUCUUCAAUCCAAAUCCCGGAAAGUGAACAACAUAAAGUUGCUAUUUUUGGCGAUUGUUCAGCAUCGAUGGAUGUUGCAGUUAGAGUGGCCACCAUCAUUGGAUCAUUAUUGUCUGUUUGCUUGAAGGCCGAUUUGAACUUCUUCAAUAAUGUCCUGAUUAAUCCUCCAAUUAUUCCUCGUACGGCUAAUGAAGUGCUUAGCGUCACUGAAUCAAUCCGAGCAAGAAAUGCAACGGCACCUGCCGCGUCAUUAUAUCCUUAUUACGCAGAUCGAAAACCAAUAGACAUAUUUAUUGUGGUUACUGACGAAGAAGAAAACACGGAAUUUAAUGGCUACAGAUUUGCACCUCUCUUCAAAAAGUACCGUGAAGAAGUCGUUCCGCACGCUCAAGUUUUCUUUGUUAGUUUUCUCACAGGUACAAACGAGGGAGAAAUGAAGCAAAGUUUGGCUCAGCAAGGAAUCACCAACGUCAAGCAAUUUCGUUUGGAUGGUCGACGACCGGACUUAAGUAAAUUUGAUGAGUUAUUGGGUAUUUUAUCGAUGGAAUUGGCUGCUCUCUCCGAAACUAAAAGAUAA